AUGCGUUAUUUACUUGAGCCAAUUCAAGCUAAUUUAAGAUCAUUAUUCAUAUUUAUCUUUGACAAUAUACAAUUCCUUCAAUUUUUGGAUGCAGGGGAAUCAUCAAGAGCUUGCAGUUUACCGAAGCAAACAAAAAUUGUAAUUGUUGGAGCAGGUGCAGCUGGUGUUGCUGCUGCCUCGAGGUUGUUACAGAAAGGAGUAAACGAUUUUGUAAUAUUGGAGGCCAAUGAUAGGAUCGGUGGCAGAAUAAAUACCAAAGACUUUGGUGAAAAUGUGGUAGAUCUUGGUGCAGAGUGGGUCCAUGGAGAAUCUGGAAAUGUAGUGUUCCAGCUUGCUUCUAAACAUAAUCUACUGAAUUCAUCCGCUUUUCUACUCGAUUUUAGUAAACAUGAAGUUGUCACCAUUAAUGGUGAAAUAAUGCCCAACGAGGAAAGUACCAAGGCUUUAAAGCUUUAUUUUAAUAUUAUGGAUAAAAUGGAACAGGAAGAAUUAAAAAACGAAACAGGAUCUUUAGGAGAUUACUUUAUAAAACAAUAUUAUAAAGCUUUUGACGAAAAACCUUUCAUGAAUCGUACUAGAGUUGCUGAAUAUUUAUCUUUGAUAGAAAAGAUGCAAAACACUGUCGAUUGCAGCGACACAUGGUUUGACGUUUCUCUGAAACGUUUUAUAGAAUAUUGGGAAUGCGGAGGCGAUCUUACGUUGAAUUGGAAAGGACGUGGUUAUAAAACGAUUUUUGAUGUACUAUUGCAAAAGAUUCCAAAUCCAGAGGAACGUUUGCCAGUAAUGGAAAAAAUAGAGUUCGAAAAAGUUGUGACAACUUGCAAUUAUAGCUCAGGCGAGAAUGUGACGGUAACUACCAGAGAUGGAUGCAAGUAUUCCGCAUCGCAUGUUAUAUUCACUGGAUCGCUAGGUGUUCUGAAGGAGAAACAUUCCUCGAUGUUCGUGCCACCUUUGUCGCAGAAGAAACAACGUGCGAUACAGGGAUUAAAUAUUGGAACAGUGAACAAGAUUUUUCUCGAAUUUCCAAACAGAUGGUGGCCGGAAGACAAAAUCAAUUUUGAUUUUAUCUGGUCGGAAAAAGAUAAGAAAGAAUUCUUGCAAAUCUAUGGUCAAAAUAGCGAGUGGCUCUGCGAUGUGUUUGAUUUUAUUUCUGUUGCUUAUCAGCCGAAUCUCUUAUGUGCUUGGAUAACUGGAAAAAACGCAAGAUAUAUCGAAACUUUAUCGGAUACUGAUGUAUUUGAUGGAUUAUAUUUAUUGUUGAAAAAGGCGUUUGAAAGUCAUGAUAAUAUUACAAAACCAACAAGAAUGUUAAGGUCUAAAUGGUAUACCAAUGAACAUUUUCGAGGCUCGUACAGUUUUCAAAGUAUGCUUUCCGAGCAAAUGAAUGUAACACCGAGAGAUCUGGCAGAGCCGAUUAUGACUGGAAAUAAACCUGUAAUUCUUUUCGCUGGAGAAGCCACGCAUGAUCAUUAUUAUUCUACUGUACACGGCGGCGUGGAAACUGGUUUCCGCGAAGCUGAUAGAUUAAUCGAUUUUGAAAGGCAGACUUUCUUAGACUCCCAUCUGUAACUACAUCUUCUAUAUACGACUGUCACUCUUAUAAUGAAUGGAUUACGGAAAACUAGAAAUAUGUUUGAAUAUUUGUAAUGUAGACGAAUAUAUUUAAAGCAUGAGCAACUACAUUUACUUGU
Molecule: messenger RNA, 1691 nt
Organism: Trachymyrmex cornetzi
Lineage: Eukaryota; Metazoa; Arthropoda; Insecta; Hymenoptera; Formicidae
Product: peroxisomal N(1)-acetyl-spermine/spermidine oxidase-like
Molecular function (GO): polyamine oxidase activity
Source: RefSeq, a predicted model, not a curated record